AUGGCAUCAGAACAUAAGGAUUGUGAUGGAAGAAUUCGAUGUCCUUGUGUGAGAUGUAUAAAUAGUAGGUUUGAAAAAAUAGAUAGGGUUAGAGCACACGUAUUUGAUCGAGGUUUCAUGCAAGGAUAUGAUAAGUGGAUUUAUCACGGCGAGCCUGAGGAUGUUGUCGAUGAUGUAGCAGUUGCCGAUGUUGAAUCAGAGGAUGAAAUGAUACCUAUUCUAGAAGACUUCUUUCCCCCAACAACAGAGGAUGUACAAGGAGAAGAUGAACAACCAACCACAAACCCUCAGUUUGAUGACUUAUUUGAGGAAAUUGAAGCUGAAUUGUAUCCCGGUUGUGAUUGGAUUUCGUCUCUCAACUUUUUAGCAAAGCUAUUGCAUUUAAAAGUUAGAGGAAAAAUUCCUAAUAACAUCUUUGAAGAAUUGUUGAAGCUUUUAAAGUUUGCAUUUCCGAAGGAAAAUAAUAUUCCACCAACUUACUACGAGGCAAAAAAGAGAUUGAAGAAAUUAGGCUUGGGUUAUGAAUCUAUCCAUGUCUGUUUGUAUAAUUGUUGCCUAUUUUAUAAGGAGAAUGCAUGCAAGGAGGCUUGUCCAGUUUGCGGAACUAGUCGUUGGGUUACUUCCGAGAACGCCAAAACAAAAAAAGUUCCUUGCAAAGUCAUGCGAUACUUUCCGUUGACACCUCGGCUUAAAAGAUUAUAUAGUUCGAGGAUUACAGCGAAGAGCAUGAUAUGGCAUCAUACUGGAAAAUCAAAAGAUGAUGGGGUUUUGCGACACCCGGUCGACGGUUUAGCUUGGAAAGACUUUGAUGCAAAACAUCCCGAGUUUGCAAGGGACCCAAGAAAUGUUCGACUUGGGUUAGCUGCUAAUGGAUUUAAUCCAUUUGGCAACAUGAGUCUUGCAUACAGCAUGUGGCCAGUGGUGUUAGCUAACUAUAAUCUACCACCUUGGUUAUGUAUGAAAGAUAAUUAUUUUUUGCUAUCUACCCUAAUUCCUGGUGCAAAAUCUCCAGGUAAAGACAUGGAUAUAUUUUUAAGACCUUUGGUGGAUGAAUUAAAGGAGUUGUGGAAUAAUGGGGUACCAACGAGAGAUAGUUCGACCAACUCGAUGUUCACCAUGCGUGCUGCGCUUUUGUGGACAGUGAAUGAUUUUCCUGCUCGUAGUAGCUUGUCUGGGUGGAGUGGUCAAGGUUAUAAAGCUUGCCCUACUUGUAAUGAAGACACGACGUCCAUUCGAGUGAUCGGGAAGACAUCAUAUGUUGGUCAUCGAAGGUUCUUGCCAAGUAACCAUGCAAUGAGAAGGGAUACUCGCUUUGAUGGUAAAGUUGAAAGAAGACCUCCUCCAAGACGAUUUACUUGUGAAGAGAUAUUAUCACAAGUUAAUGCUCUCGAACCCCAAAUUCCCGGACAUCAUGAAAAUUUUGGGGGCGUGAAACGUAGAAGAGUUGCAGAAAAUUGUAAUUGGAGGAAAAAAAGUAUUUUCUACGAGUUGGAGUAUUGGAGCACGAAUAUUUUAAAACACAACAUUGAUGUAAUGCAUGUUGAGAAGAAUGUGUGUGAUAGUCUCCUAGGUACCAUCUUGGAUAAUGAUAAAUCAAAGGACACAACCAAUGCGCGACAUGAUUUAAAGAAGAUGGGUAUUAGGGAAUCGUUGUGGAUUUAUGAAGAUGGAAAUGGGAGGCUAAUGAAACCGCAUGCUCCUUAUGUUUUGACUCGUGAGAAAAUACAACAUUUUUGUCAGUUUGUUAAAGGAAUAAAGUUUCCCGAUGGCUUCUGUUCAAAUUUAAAGAGCAAAGUUUCUCCAGAUGAAUCUAACAUUAUUGGGUUAAAAUCCCACGAUUGUCAUGUCAUUAUGCAGCGAGUACUAGCGGUUGGUGUCCGUAAAUUUCUACCUCGUGACACUGCAACAACUAUUACUCAGCUGUGUAAUUUUUUUCGACAGUUAUGCUCUAGAACUCUAAAUGUAAAAGAUAUGGAGGAUGCUCAAAAUAAUUUAAUUCUGUUACUGUGCAAGAUGGAAUUGAUUUUUCCUCCAGCUUUUUUUGACAUAAUGAUACAUUUGGUAUUGCAUUUGCCUGAAAAAGCGAUAUUGGGUGGCCCAGUCUUUAUGAGAUGGAUGUAUCCUUUUGAAAGGUACAUGAAAAAAUUGAAGAAUUAUGUGGGAAACAAGGCACGUCCUGAAGGGUCAAUUGCAGAAGGUUAUGUUGCUGAUGAGGCAGUAACCUUUUGUUCAAUGUACUUUAAAGGGUGUGAAACAAGAUUUAAUCGACUUGAUCGAAAUGAAGAUGCGCCUUCUGUGUGUCGCUAUCUCUCAGUUUUUAAUUCUCAAUCUCGUCCUUUAACUAGCGAAAUCAUCAAGGCUCUUGAUCAUAUCGCUCGUGAAAAAGCUGAGUGGUACAUUCUUCAAAAUUCUCCUGAAAUCCAAGCUUACAUAGAGCAUGAAUAUCCUAAUGGUAAUCACGAAGUCUUGCAUAGGCAAACUUUUCGUCCGUGGUUUCAUAAGAAGAUAUAUGAGUUGCACAAGCUUGGAACUUUACAAAAUGGUGAUGAGUUACUCGCUCUCGCUUCUGGGUCCGAUUACUUAGCAACAUUUUACGAAGGUUGUGUAAUGAAUGGUGUUCGGUUUAUUGCAUCAAAGCGAGACCAAAAGCGGAAGACACAAAAUAGUGGUGUUACUGUUGCUGGAACUGAAGGGUUUAAUUACUACGGCACACUUGAAGAUGUAAUCACUAUAUCUUAUACUGGUGCAUAUACAGUGUCAUUGUUUGAAUGUAAAUGGUAUAACACUAAUCCAUUAAGAAAGAAGACAAUCACUGAAAAUAAUAUAACUAGUAUAAAUACUCGUGCAUAUUGGUAUCAAGAUGAGCCGUACAUCCUUGCUAACCAGGCGAAGCAAGUUUUCUAUCUUGAAGAUCCACUCAGAGGUCGCGAUUGGAAGGUUGUUGAAGAUAUUAGCCAUCGACAAAUUUGGGACAUUAAUGACAACGAAGAUGAGACUGAUGUAGAUGUUGUUAGUGAUUCUAACUCUGCCAAUUUUGUGUUGACGGUUGAUCUUGGAGAGUUGAUUAUGCAAUCGAAUGAACCUCCAGUAAUUGUUGAAUCGUCCGAUCAGUUAGUGGAUUCUGAGAUAGAGAAUAAUAAACUUGAUGAAAAUUAUGUUGCUGAAGAAGUAGAUGAUUUACUAGUUGAACAUGUGGAGGAUGAAAAUGUAAACUUAGUGAAUGAUGGAAAUGAUAGUGAUUCUUCAGUGUAA
Molecule: messenger RNA, 3252 nt
Organism: Cannabis sativa
Lineage: Eukaryota; Viridiplantae; Streptophyta; Magnoliopsida; Rosales; Cannabaceae
Exons: 3
Coding region: 1-3252 (1083 amino acids)
Source: RefSeq, a predicted model, not a curated record